Dendrobium catenatum is the source of this 1946-nucleotide messenger RNA. Its product is annotated as 2-alkenal reductase (NADP(+)-dependent). The record is from RefSeq and is a predicted model, not a curated record. Gene Ontology annotation, molecular function: oxidoreductase activity, acting on the CH-CH group of donors, NAD or NADP as acceptor. NCBI's taxonomy places the organism in Eukaryota, Viridiplantae, Streptophyta, Magnoliopsida, Asparagales, Orchidaceae. The coding region runs from base 353 to 1396 and encodes 347 amino acids. The transcript is spliced from 6 exons.
AUCGCAGGCGGAGUUGGCAGUCUCUGCCAUUGAGAAAUUAUUUUUGAUCUAUAAUUGCUCUUCGGUUUGUUCUUUGUCUAUUCUCUUACUAGAGCUUUAGGUCCGUCUAGGGUUGGUUGUUCGUCGUCGGCGUCGCCAUUUCUUUUAUUGUUGCAUCGGAAAUAGUUUUGAAAAAGUCGCUAAAGGAAGCUUCUUUGCCUCCUACUUUGUUGCUGUCGGAUCGGAAGUCACGACGGGAGCUCGCCGCCAAGGAUUUGGAGUUGUCAUUUUUGCUGUUUAGCAGUAGUUAGCUUAAAGCCUGCUCAAAUCCAGCAUCCAAACAGCCCCUUAAACUGGUUUAUAGUUCUGCAAGAUGAACGUGGAGAACAGAUAUGUUACGAUUAAACACCCGAUCGAAGGCAAGCCAUUAAUGUCUGACUUUGAGGUAAGGACAGAGCAGCUUACCUUGGAGAUCCAGAAAGGCUCUAAGGAUGUUAUUGUGAAGAACAUCUUUGUCUCCAUCGAUCCAUACCAGCUCAAUCGCAUGAAAGCUGAGAGUGCUUCUCAGAAAGCUUCCAUUUUAUCAAGCUGCAUCUCUCCUGGACAGAAAAUUGAUGCGCAUGGACUGGGAAGAGUCGUGGAGUCUGGCAACGACAAGUGGAAAAAGGGUGAUUUGAUUACUGGGUUUCUCGGUUGGGAGGAGUACUCUCUUGUCAAGCCAUGGCCGGAACCCAACAAAAUAGAGGCUGUUGAUCAGUUUCCAUUAUCUUGCUAUCUUAGUGUCUUAGGUAACAGUGGGCUUACAGCAUAUGCAGGAUUAUUUCAUAUCUGCAAGCCAAAAAAGGGUGAUAAAGUGUUUGUGUCGGCAGCGGCAGGAUCUGUUGGCAACCUUGUUGGCCAGUAUGCAAAGCUCGCAGGCUGCUAUGUUGUUGGAUGUGCAGGGAGUAAAAAAAAGGUUGAUCUGCUCAAGGAGAAGCUGGGAUUUGAUGAUGUAUUCAACUACAAAGAGGAACCCGAGCUCAAGUCUGCACUAAGAAGGUAUUUUCCAGAUGGAAUAGACAUAUACUUUGAUAAUGUAGGUGGAGAAAUGCUGGAAGUUGCAAUAGCUAACAUGAAUGCAUUUGGCCGAGUGGCCGCUUGCGGUGCUAUCUCAGAGUACACAGACAAAAAGAAGCAAGCCCGAAUUGACAUGAUGGAUGUGAUUUACAAGAGAAUAACCAUUUCCGGUUACUUGGCUUCUGAUUAUAUUCACGCAUAUCCUGAUUUUGUGUCCAUGACCUCCGAGCAUCUUAGCCAUGGCAGAAUGCAUGCAGUUGAAGACAUCUCCCAUGGCAUUGAGAAUGUUCCUUCAGCCUUAGUAGAACUAUUUGAAGGUGUAAAUAUUGGAAAGAAAUUAGUGCAAGUGAGUGAAAUCUAAAGGGUAGAAGCGAAGAACACACAUGUUGAAUGUGUGUUUCUUCUGCUAAGAGUCACUCGUCAAUGCCCUCUUGUCCAGAGUAAUAAAAUGGAGUAGAACUAUGAAACUCAAGCAGUCUUCAGUAAAGGACAAUUUCAUUUCUGCGCACAAUAUAAAUCAGUAAUUGCCAUCUCAUUGCAUCAACUGUUAUCAGCAAAAGUUCAUGAUAUUUAGUAAUCUAUGUAAUAUAAUAGGUAAACAGCAGCAUUUGAAGCUGGUAGGAUUCUUCACCUGUUCAUACAACCCAUCAUGAACAAACCCAUCAGUAGCAAUUCGGCGCAAUGGCUCCCUGUCGAUCUGGCCAAGCAUCGGGUCAUCCAUCCCUGGGAAAUUUCCCAGCAAAUGGAGCAUUACUAGCAACAAAGCCAGGAAAGUCAUCGGCUGCAAGAAAGUUGGGAUGCUGCUUUGGAGGAUUGUCUCAAGAAAAAAAAUAUUAUAAAUGCAUAGUUGUUACGCAACCGUACAGUCCUGAAUAUAUUUUUUAAAUGCAUAAUGGCUACACAUCUGUUCA